AUGCGUGUCGAAAGUGCGCAAUUGCGACGCGCAGGGCGAGUCGGCGGGACGCCCUACCGUGUCUGUGUGUGUGUGAGUGAGGGAGGCCGUACGCGGCGAGAAACGUCCCUCUCCCGCAGUAGUACUACGCGGGAACGCGAACGGUGCGGUCGCGAACUCACCUCGUGGCGCGAGUCGAUUUAUAACGCGCUACAAUAGCGCGCGAAUUCGAUCGUGAGAAGAGACCGAAAGAGAGAGAGAGAGAGAGAGAGAUAGAGAAUCACGCGGAAGUGGCAGCACUCGGAUGACAGCUUAUCGCUGAAUGGGUGGGGGCGCCAGGCUCCUCGUGUUUACGUUCCGCGGCGUGCGCGCGCGCGCGCGGUUUGUUUUGUUUACCGAGCGAAGUCAGACGCGCGCUUGAUACGCGGCAUCGGUGUCGCGUUAUUCAAGACGAUUCGCGAACAAAGCCGAACUCGCCGGCUGAAGUUGGCGCUUUAUUAAGUCGGCAGGCCUUGGCGGCUCGGCAAGUCUCGUCGCGUCGCGUCUCGGGUCCUCGGCAGUUUUCGGCAAUUGUCGUGACAGCGCCGCGUCACGCCUACCGUACGAAACUCGUGAGGGUUAGUCGACCCGGCGCGUCGCCACGCAGUGCACCGUUUUUCGCCGCGAGUUGUUGUUGUCGUCGUUUUUGAUAAGAAUUCGGAGAAGACCCGCGAUCAAUGUGCACGUGCGCGAGUGCGACGUGUGUGUUCUCUCUCUCUUUCCCUCGGAAGUGCGAGAGUAGACGCGGUGUGUGUUUGUGCAGUGUGAUGAAAUGUGCGCGUUCGCGGAAGCACGUGUGACCUCGCGUUCUGCCCCGAAGCUUGUUGUCGGAUACGACGUACCUCGUGGAGCUCCCCGUGGGACGUAGAACGAGGUUAGAUUCUGGCUGUGUGCGAUAUUAUAGCUUGGAGUUCCGAUGGCGGCAACGCCAUUCGGUGUCUGCCCAUGCGUUGGAAGUUUAUUGUGAAGUUUGCCGCGUAUAUACGAUUAUUCCUGUCUUCGCGUCGCUUCGAAUCCCGGGGGCAAAAAAAAAAAAUACGAGGGAGGGAACAGACGUUAUUCGUGCGUGUUAUCGCGUGUUUCGCUCCGUCAGUCUUAAUCUCUCGCUCUUCGGCUCUUAUAUAUUACGUAUGUAUGUGUGUGUGUGUGUAUAUGUUUAUGUCUCGAGAGUGUGCGAGUUUCGAUUGUGGCGACCUGAAGGCGUCGGUACAACGACACGAGAUGCCCAUCCUAAAUUUGCGGUUCCGAGACCCUCACGUGAUUCGAUUGAUCGAAAAGACGAAAUUGACAUUUAUCCUCUCAUUUAAAAAAAAAUCCCCAAAAAAACGCGAACGUUAAAUGGCGCAAAAUGCGCGCGAGUGAGUCGAUGCCUUUCGAAAAACGAUGCGGAUGACAAAACUAGUUUGUCGCAUUUGAUAAGAACCUUCGCGAUACAGUGUCCACUGAAUUGACGGGGGUGGAAUUGUGUACGAAAAUUGUUGUGCGCGAAAUUACGAGAAUUACGACCGGACGACUAUUUAUCACGGAGUAUCAUCGACAUCCGGCGCAACAUGGAUUACCAGCGGCUCCUGUCCUCCAACAACAACAACAAUUAUCCCACGCACCACCAUUGGUUCCCGAAGAUGUGCUCCUGCAUCGAUGGCAAUUCUACGCUGUCGAACAAUCGAUCGGUCGGCCGGACUGCAAGUUACGAACGGCUAGGUUCCGAUCUGACAAUCUUCGAACUUAGCAGCCCGAUGCGAAGAAGUCAAAGAGGAGACCAGGAUUUAAUCGACAGGGAAAGACAGGAAGAAUUGCAAUUCUAUAACAACGAUCAUUCUUUUACCACUGUGGCUGUGGAGAAAAAUCUGCGAACGAUCGAUUUAUGCGAGUUGCUCAAAGUCAAGAGAAAUACGAUUGGCUUUGCCUGGUCGAUAAUCGAGACGUGGCCGAAAUUGGGAAUCGAACGUACAUUAGAAGACCAUGAAGAUAUUUUUGCUGUUCAUAAAGAACUCGAGAUGUUCGCCUCGCGCUACGAGAGGAGGUUUUAUUUCAGUGAAGACUUCCUGAAAUAUGAACCAUUCAUAGAUCCUAAGCAAUUCUUCCCUAUCGAUAUGGUUAUAUUUCCGCGCGGAGAGGACAGGAGCACAUUCACAGAUGCUGAUAGUGCACUAAGGAAUUAUCUGUUACGGGAGGACAGCGAAUGUCCACAAGUAUUCAGCAUGGUGUGGAUGCGUCAUGUAAACUCGAACGGCUGGAGAAAGAUGUACAUGCUGCUGCAAGGCCGGAAACUCUACACGACGAAAAAAACUAUCGCGACGCUGCCGAAACGACCACUGGACAGCGAACAUCUAAUCACGGUCGCGCACUUGUCGGACUACAACAUCUACAGGAUACCGAACGCCAAGCGAGUGUUCGGUGCACCCUUCGAGUGGGGUGUCUGCUUGAGACCGAACAGCAACGCCGAAGCUGAGGACACGGAGGCUGGGGAGCCCGGGAUCAAGGUCAUUACUUUCGAAAACGAAAAAUCGCGCGCCUGCUGGCUCACAGCCAUGAGACUCGCUAAGUACGGCAAACAGCUCCGAGAGAAUUACCGAGCCUUCAAGAACAAGCAGUGCGAGCAGAACAGCAGUGGCAGCCCCAAAGAACAGUACAGCAGCUACAAUGUGUCCAACGAGUCGAUACGAUCUCGCGUGGCGAUGGAUUUUACGGGUAGCGUGGGCAGAAUAGUCGAGGAUCCUAAGGAAGCCAAGGACAUAGCUGAGAAUGAGGGUAUGGUUUGGCGACGGAGAUGGCGACCGUUCUCGCGCACACCACCCGGCUGCGCUAUGAUGAGGCUGCAUGGACUCGACAGUGGUAUACAUGUCCUUCAACCUUGGUUUCACGGUGGUCUCAAGAGGGAUGUCGCAGCGGCUAUUAUAAGGGAUCACGGCAGCGUUGACGGUGUGUUUCUGGUCAGAGAGAGCAAGAGUAAUCCGGGAGCCUUCGUUCUGACCUAUAAGUACAACGACAAGGUCUUUCACGCGCAAAUUCAGCCCAUUUUUGACGAACGUCGCAAUUGCUGGUUAUACACUCUGGACAAGGGGGCGACCAAGUUUUACGACUUGCUGCAACUGGUCGAGUUUUACCAGCUGAACGCGGGUUCGCUGCCCACCCGGUUGACCCACUACGUGCAGAACGGGGUGAAGCCGCCACUUCACAAACCAGAGGACGGCGGUGCAUCGCCGUCGCCGCCCGAGGGCAGCAGUCAGCGAGUCAACAGCACCGACAAGGUUGCCGAGCCGUGCGGCAAACCGAGCAACAUUUGAGUAUAGGACAGCCAGCGACCCGUCGGUGUUGUUGACGGCGAUCGUCUGCCGACCGUUUGCGUCAGCACCAACGGACCCUUCGUCCCCGUCACCGACAACAUCGUGAUGGUGCAUCAUCAUAGCAGCAACAACAAUAACAAGCACCUGGGGAACAAUGGUAGUGGUGACGACAACGGAAAUCGCGACGACGCCCGUACGACACGGUCGGGUUGCUGGAGCCUAUGUCUCUGCAGUUAUAACAAGUGGGAUUUGUAGCGCGAUCAGUGGUAGCAGGGCGAUAUUCGAGCACGCAUGAAAAAGAGGAUGGCUAUUUCGUCGCGAAGAGACGAACGAGGAAGGUACAAGAACGGGGAAGAGAGAAGAGCUGUGUGGCUUGAGCAUCAUCCUCGGAUUUGUUUUCAUAAGCAGCGCAACGUGUGUGUAUGACGUCACUGGGUCGGCUGAUCCGUGCAACAGAAUGACUAAUUUUUGGGCGCGAGAUAAUAACAAAGAAGAUAUGAUCGUCGCGAGAAAAAGCGUAGGAUCGCUGCUACGAAAGAAAUUUUAUUUUCACCUCGAUUUGAUUUUUCAUGUUCAUUCUGUUGUUCUGCUUACGCAGAUAAUGUUCAGAGUAGCGCGGCGAACUAAUAUCCGCCGAACAGCGAUCCUCACGUGGAAACGAAACUUCUUCACUGUUUUUAAUCGUGCAUUACUGUGUUAGUCGUCGUGUAAUAAAAGAUCCAUCUUGUCGUCUAGACCUUUUCCCAAAGACCCUUUUCCCUUUUUGUUCUCCUUCACUUAAUAUUUUCUAUGAUAAACGCGUCUAGACGAUCAAAGAAGCAUCAUGUAUUCUUUUUUCUAUUUUUUUUUUCCAUUUUCUACAUGUCCACGUUUGCGCAAACAUGCCGCGUAUGACUAGAUCAUUAAUCGCGCGCGACGACAUUGUUGUUCGCAAAGUUAUAUUCCGUAAGAAGAAGGGAAAAACGCGAUUGCGCGCACGUGUGUGUAUGCAUAAUGAUGCGUGAUGUGCAUCAUUGGGAUGCGAGAGAAAGAAAAUGGGAUAGGUAAGUGUUGUCGCGGAGUACGAUAUAGUUGUUACACUAUAUCAUGAUGAAUUAGCAAUAUAUAAGAGGAAUACAAAGUUUGAUCUUUCAUGUAUGCAAGGCAUGAGCGCGUGUGCAUAUUUGUGUGGCUGUAUGUAUGUGCAUGUAUUAUGUAUACGUGCGUAUGUAUGUGUGUUUGAAAGAGAUAUGCUAAAGAAGUGACAUGUGGUCUCCCCUUUCUCCAUUUUUUUCUUGUUUUUUUUACGCGCGUAUCGAGCGUUUCUUCUAUUUAUUCGUUUUUCCGAAGAGAAUGCGCGACAGAAUCAACCGCGCGACUGGCUACCACACAACUUUGUCGCCUGACGAUGACGAUGACGACAAUGACGACGACGAAUUUAAACGAUGAAAGAGAAGAAUCGGUCAAAACAAGGGAGAGGAAAGUAGUUAUGAAGCGUCCGCGUAUUCCGUUCAUUAGCUGUAAGGCUAUGUCAGAUUACACGAUUACUUGGAAACAAUAGUGUUUGAGAUUCAUCAUUAAUUCUCGAGUCCAUGGUGUUCAAAAUUAAGUGAGACAGUCUUGUUUACGGGAAGACAAGAGACAUAUGUUUUUCUUAGAGAUGUCUUGCGUCUUGUUUGCAAAAUUUUUAUUACGAUUCCCGAAAAACCGAAACGCGAUGCGAGUUCUCCCUACGGAACGAAAUAGGGGAGAAGCAGCAUGCACACAUAAAAUUAAUGAAUCUAAGAAAUACAAUACAAUACAAUACGAUUAGUGUAAGGAUCCUCAAACGUUGAGGGCCGAGGAACACGCUCGCGGAUUCUUCUGGUACUGUAAA
This is a messenger RNA of Nylanderia fulva, 5160 nucleotides long. RefSeq names its product growth factor receptor-bound protein 14. The record is from RefSeq and is a predicted model, not a curated record. Lineage: Eukaryota; Metazoa; Arthropoda; Insecta; Hymenoptera; Formicidae.